AUGACGGAAUACAAACUCAACAUCAGGAUCGACAAGAACUGCGUCACAAAAUUCAAAACUAGCGGUCACAAGAUAUGCCUCGCCUUUGGCUUUGACACCACCGCCAGGCCCGGUUCCACCAAGUUCAACGUCAUCGGCUACUCGUCCGUCUGUGCGCGGAACCUGAUGGUGACGUGGAAGGACGACUACUCAAUCGCAGCCAGCAGCAGUGCGUUUGCGAGCGGAGUCCGCUUCGACGUGGCGACGCUGCCACAGCCCAUCUCGUCCGGGGAGACCUGGAUAUUGCCUCCAGACUGGAGCGACGGCGCCUCCACCCCGGACCCGGAUGUCUCGGACGACGACAUCCUGUUCGUCAACGAGGCAUCCUCGGCAUCUGCCGUCGUGUACAAGACGGUCAACGGCGUCGAGGCCCCCGUGUACGUCAGCCACUUCGGACCCUUGCCGCCUGGCCGGGAGGCCUUGACGCCCAGGCUGCAGGCGGCCGUCUGGUUCCAGAUGGGCGCCGAGACCGGGGCCAUGGUCGACGGGCACGACACGCCCAUUCACGUCAUUGACUUCACCAAGGAGACCUUCCACGAGGUCGCGUACGGGCCGUCGGGCUCGUGGGCGGUGUUGGAGUAG
Molecule: messenger RNA, 621 nt
Organism: Colletotrichum higginsianum IMI 349063
Lineage: Eukaryota; Fungi; Ascomycota; Sordariomycetes; Glomerellales; Glomerellaceae
Exons: 3
Coding region: 1-621 (206 amino acids)
Source: RefSeq, a predicted model, not a curated record